This is a messenger RNA of Styela clava, 1356 nucleotides long. Its product is annotated as sulfotransferase 6B1-like. NCBI's taxonomy places the organism in Eukaryota, Metazoa, Chordata, Ascidiacea, Stolidobranchia, Styelidae. Gene Ontology annotation, molecular function: sulfotransferase activity. The record is from RefSeq and is a predicted model, not a curated record.
AUAGGACGGAUACUUGAUUAGCAAAUAAUUAACAAGUUCUCGGUCAUUUCUCCCAUGAAGAGAUCCGUAUAUACGUUAGUAAUUCGUCCGUGCAUUUAUGUUUGAACGAUAUGACUAUUGGUGUUGGAUUUUGAGCUCUUUGCUUCACAUACUAACCGAAUAUUAUUACUUCCAGCUAACACGAAAUAAAGUUUAAAAAAUUGACACCCGAAACCAAAAAAUGGAACAGAUCACGAUAAACGAUGACAUACAGUUCAUGAUAAAACAACUAUCUGCAAAGUUCAGUCAAGGAAACUCUGAAAUGAAGGUUACCGAAAACAUUUUCGAAUACCAAGGCUACCGUACAAUCCCUCCAUUUAGCAAAGAGGCAACGGAGUAUGUUCAUAAAGAAUGGGAAACGCCUGAAAAUUCAGUUAUUGUGUCAAGUUUUCCAAAAACAGGGACUGUUUGGUGUACCGAAGUCGUACGACAGAUCGUGUACAGCAAGAAUGCAAACCUUUAUGACCUGGUGAAGUCACUCCCCAUGCCAUUCUUCGUACUAGAAAUGGGCAACAGGCAAAAAUUUGAGGUGCUAAAGAAACUACCAAUUCCAAGGCAAGUAUACACAACUCAUCUUGCUGAAGGGAUAUUCAAUCAUGAAAGAGUCAAAAAAUCAAAUAGCAAGGUGAUUUAUGUGAUGCGAAACCCAAAAGAUCAAGCUGUUUCUUGGUUUCAUUUUGCAAAGAAAAUUCCGAUCCCUGAUUCGUUGAAAAAGGAAAUGGGAGAAGAUUGGAAUGAAUUUUUUAGUAAAUACGUCAAUGGCGAACAUUUAAAUUGUACUAAAGAAGGACGAUUCUAUCCGGAUAAUCUUCGGGAAUGGAUGAAACAUAAAGAUGAUGAUAACUUUCUUGUGGUAGUCUAUGAAGAUAUGAAAAGGGACUUUGCUGGCCAAAUUCGGAGAAUUGCAAAGUUUUUGGAAGUUGAGCUAGAUGAUAUUGACGUUGAGAGAAUUUCUGAUGCUUGUUCAAUUGGAUCGAUGAAGAAACGGGCAGAAACAGAAGAAACUGGAAUUUUAAAGAUGAACGUGCGAAAAGGAACUGUAGGUGGAUGGAAAGAUCAGUUUACUGUUGCACAGUCUGAAAUUAUGGACAAAAUUAUAGAAGAAAGACUAGCUGGCACUGGAAUAAAAUUUGAUUAUACACUGUAAUCUGCAUUUUUGUCGUAUUAAUAUGCUUUCGAUUAUACCUUUUAAUUUAGUUUCAAAAUAUUCAAUAUGUGAUUAUACUUACUUAGAAAUCUGUUUCAUGUCAUACUUUGCAACUUACAAUCUUUUUUCUGUCUGUAAAUAUAUUAUGAAAUAAUAUUUUGAACAUAUUU